AUGAAGCGUCCGUUCAGCCAAUCAGCUCUGCCCAACACCCAGCUGGACAGGACUGGGUUUGAUGCUGGGUUGGGAGAGCAGAUGGACAGUGACACUUGCUGUGAUACCCAGAAUGAGGCUGCUGUACCAGAUGAGCAGUCACCAGGGGGCGCCCUGCCUUCUGCACUCUACAGACCCAAAAGGGAGAGGAAGCAGCGGAGCUACACAUUGUGUGAGGUUUGCAACAUCCAACUCAACUCAGCCGCACAGGCCCAGAUCCACUACAACGGCAAAUCCCACCAGAAAAGGCUCAAGCAGAUAAGCAAUGGCAAGAUGCCAAGUAACACAGGUACGUCAACCCAGGGCAGCCCCCUUCUGGCUUCCCUCCCUGUCCCAGGACGGCCACUACAGCCUCAGCUCGACCUCAAACAUCUCCUGCCCUUCAGACUCAAUGGAUCCUCCCCGCUCAGCCUCUUCCCUAACUUUAACACAAUGGAUCCUGUCCAGAAGGCAGUGAUCAACCACACAUUUGGUGUCCCGCAGCCCCUCAAGAAGAAACAGAUUAUAUCCUGCAACAUUUGCCACCUGCGCUUUAACUCAACGAACCAAGCAGAGGCCCACUACAAAGGCCACAAGCACGCCCGGAAGCUUAAAGCCAUGGAGGCCCAGAAGAACAGGCAACGACGAGCCGGGGAAGCCUUAUCCGCAGGAAGGGAGCGAGAACGAGAUAGAGAGCGGGAACGAGAGCGGGACAGGAGCAAGACGGUUAUGUCUGAGGCGGCUCUCCCUGCACUCAUGGAUACAAGCUUAGUGGAGGGAACAAGUCUUCAGUCUGAACUUGAACCAGCCAACCUGGAGGUGAAGCUUGAGGAGAGUCCCAGGAGCUCAGUUAUGCUGACGCCAGUAUCUGAGAUUUCCUCUGUGGAGCUGGUCACCCUCUCUCCUCCUCAGAUUUCGCCUUCCUCACAGCUUUCUGAGAUUGCCUCCGACACCAGUGCUCCUGAAGUCCCAGAAGCCGCUGAGGCUGCGGGCCUGACCACUGAGUCAAGCAGCCAUGCAGAUUCAUCUAGCACAAAUGGAGAUGCACGUCCAGAUGAGGACAAGGACCCCAAGAAGAGCAAAGCUCACCUCCAUUGUCCUGUCUGUAAAGUCACAGUAAACUCAGUCUCCCAACUGGAAGCACAUAAUAGCGGUACAAAGCACAAACUGAUGCUGGAAGGUCACAGUGUCCUGCCGCGACGCAGGGGGAAGGUGGUGGCAGCUCGUGCAGGCUGCAAGACCAAGAGGCUUGGCAGCAAAGGCAGCGUUGGGGUGCCCAGCAAGAACUUCCAGUGUGAAGUGUGUGAGAUCUUUGUGAAUUCUGAGACCCAGCUGAGCCAGCACAUGAAUAGCAGAAGGCACAAGGAUAGGCUGGCCGGAAAACCACCCAAACCCAAAUUUACCCCCCACAGCAAGAGCCAGCCAAGCUCCAGCUUAGCGAACGUGAGAUGGAGUGGCUAUGCAGGCGUGGCUGUGUCUGCCAUGAAGAAAGCAUUCAGCCAGUACAACCUCACCUCCCUCUCCUCGCAGACCAAACUGGCCUUGCAGAAGCAGCUGACCAAGAGCUUGACAACUGGCUUCCUGCCCAGCCCCCUCACCCAGCCAACUCUGUGCACAGUGGCAACUAACCCACUGGCUCUGCGCCACCCAGUGGGCACCACCACAUUCAUCCAGACCCCCUUCCUGGGCCCUGCACUGUUCCGGCCUGCCCCGGGGCCACUGCGGGCCACACACACACCCAUCAUCUUCUCCCCCUACUAA
Scomber japonicus (chub mackerel) is the source of this 1779-nucleotide messenger RNA. RefSeq names its product zinc finger protein 385C (gene znf385c). Lineage: Eukaryota; Metazoa; Chordata; Actinopteri; Scombriformes; Scombridae. The coding region runs from base 1 to 1779 and encodes 592 amino acids. The record is from RefSeq and is a predicted model, not a curated record. The transcript has 9 exons. Gene Ontology annotation, cellular component: nucleus. Gene Ontology annotation, molecular function: nucleic acid binding; zinc ion binding.